UACCAGUAUAUGAAUAUGAUCACUCUAUUUAUUUGUAUAUCUAUAUUCACAAAUACAUGGAGUAAUCAUAAUUAAUUCCACGAUCAAGUUUUAUGUUCCGAAACGAUUAAUCAGUAAUUUUUAAUUCUACGGGUAAUCAUUUUCUCUUAACUUGAAAAACUUGGAUUAAUGAACGCGAUUGUACAAGCAAGAGACGAAGGGGGGAAAUAUGUAGAGUUUUGUUGGUAUCAAUUAACGUGAGAACUUAUUUUUUCACAAGUGUUGAAGAAAAAUUAUGGAAAUUAUUACAAUGACAUAUUAUACUGUUGAACUCAAGAUUUUACAAAAUUUAGAAAAAAGUAAUAUAAUACACCGGUCCAAAUCAAAUUCAGGGUUAUGGUUAGGAUUAUUAAUGGGCACUUGUGCUCUAAUAACGUUUAUGAAGGAAGAUAGUAGUUAUUCGGAAAUAUGUUUACUUACUGGACUGACAGGAUUAGGAUUGAUUAUGAGCUGUAUUUGUUUAAUAUUACAACUUUAUAUAGAUACAUCUAGUAAAGAUUUUCAGCUAUUGUAUUUUCUACCAGCCAGUAUAACAUCAAUGUUGUAUUUACUUUGGGCAAAUAAAGAUUUAUUAGUAAGUGUAAUCUGGGGUUUAGGAGUUGGAACUUUAAGUACUUGGGGAGUAUUACAACUGAUGACUUAUUUACCGGGAUGCUUUACAUUAGGUGAAUGUAUUGUGGUAAUGCAUGGAGUUAUACUAUUUCUUCUAUCGAGUGGAGCAAAUUUAUCUUUACGAUAUCAUUUACCUCCUUUGCAUGAUGAUGACAUCGUUACAACAAUUUUACAGGUGGGCAUUCUUUACAUUGGAUUAUUAUCUAUACUUUGUGUCUUUUAUCCUAAAUUACGAUCUGCAAAGUUAUUUUAUUCAAUAACUUUUGGACUGUUGAUACUGGUGGUAAUACCUGUGUUACAUAUUUUAUUGGAUCAAAGUCCAUUAUUAUGGAUGUUUUUUUUUGUGUUCGGAAAUUUUAGGAAAAUAUUUUUGAUUAUGUAUUGGAUUGUUUGUCUGUUGAUUGGAAUUAUUAUUAUAACUCAUCAAAUAUUAUCUGAAUCAUCAGCAAGUACGAUAGAACGAAAAACUUUUCAUAUUUUAGCAGUGUUAGUAUACACUCCAGGAUUAAUAUGGGAACCAACAUUACUUUAUUUUGCAAGUGGAAUUGUUAUGAUUUUAUUCAUGAUGUUUGAGCUAAUGCGACUGAUAAACUUACCGCCACUGAAUAAAGUUUUAAAACUUGGAUUUUCAGCAUUUGUAGAUGAAAAAGAUUCAUUAAUUUCGUUAACGCCAUUAUAUCUUCAUGUUGGCUUAUCAUUUCCUUUAUGGAUGCCAUCAAGUAAUAUUGGUUUGUUACCUUUAAUUAGUGGAGUCACCGUAUUAGGAAUAGGCGAUUCAGCAGCUAGUUUCAUUGGCAGUAAAUAUGGAACACAUAAAUGGCCAGAAACAUCAAAAACAGUAGAAGGCACUAUCGCUUGUGUUCUAGGUCAGCUAUUAUUCAUUUAUGGAUUAGCAAUAAUAGGCGUCAUUCCGAGUGGAUGGGUUCUUGUUAAAAGUACUCUUGCAAUAAUUGCAGUAUCAAUUAUUGAGGCGCGAACUAAUCAAGUUGAUAAUCUUGCUUUACCUCUUCUUUUAUAUAUUUUUUUGAUAACUUAACCAUUUUUACGUUUUACAUAUAAUAAUUUGUACAUAACAAAUUCUAACACAAGUCUGAACAAAGAAGCUUGAGUGAAAUGUUCAAUUUUUAUAAAUUUUAAUACAAAACCAAUAACAAUUGAGUGAAAAAUAAUAAUAAUUAACUUUCUAUCAAGUAUCAUCUAAAAAAUUAUUGUUUUGAGUGUUUUAAGAUAUUCUUCAGUAUUGCGACGACGAAAUUUACUCAACAAUCUAACUUUUGAAGAUGAUACGGAGGAAUAAGUCAUUUAAUAUGCAUUUUCCUAUCUUUAUAUUAGAUUUUUUACAAAAAUAGUCAUUUUUUACUCAAAUCGGUAAUAACGGUUACUAUCUAUAUAGAUGAAAUAAUCAUUUACAAUAAUAAAUUAUUUUUUAUAGUAGAAAUUUAACAAAACUCAUAGACUUAAUUCUUUCUUCUU
Messenger RNA from Cotesia glomerata, 2124 nucleotides. RefSeq names its product dolichol kinase (gene Dolk). NCBI's taxonomy places the organism in Eukaryota, Metazoa, Arthropoda, Insecta, Hymenoptera, Braconidae. Gene Ontology annotation, molecular function: dolichol kinase activity. The transcript has 8 exons. Gene Ontology annotation, cellular component: endoplasmic reticulum membrane. The coding region runs from base 275 to 1687 and encodes 470 amino acids. Gene Ontology annotation, biological process: dolichyl monophosphate biosynthetic process. The record is from RefSeq and is a predicted model, not a curated record.